Emiliania huxleyi CCMP1516 is the source of this 807-nucleotide messenger RNA. RefSeq lists its product as hypothetical. The annotation marks the transcript as partial. The record is from RefSeq and is a predicted model, not a curated record. NCBI's taxonomy places the organism in Eukaryota, Haptophyta, Isochrysidales, Noelaerhabdaceae. The transcript has a single exon.
GCGCAGAUCAAGUCCGACAAGGGCGGCGGGGACCGCGGCGGCCGCGCAGCCGCUGGGCGCAAGCCGUGCCCCCACUGCAAUGGGUUGCACGGUGGCAAGUGCAUCGGCGACCUCAUCUGCAAGGGGGUCCCUGUCGCCAAGGUGCUCGAGGAACUCCCCGACCGCAUCGACCACGAGACGAAGGUGCGCAUGGCCCAGUCCUCGUACAAGAAGGUGUGCGCCAAGUCCCCCGGCCGCACCCUCCCGCACGACCCCUUCAAGAAGUCGGACUCCACCGCGACCGACCACGAGGAGGUGCGGGCGGCGCUGGCCGACUCUGUCACCCGCACGUUCGACCCGGACGGCAUCGUCGGCGGCUUUGUCGCUGGCGUCGGCACCGACCAGGUCGAGGACACCUUCCCCGACUCCAACCCCACCGACACGCCCGCCAUCCUCAAGGCCAAGACGGCGGCGCGCAAUGCGGCGGAGGCACGGGCGCGCGGCGGGCUGUGGGUCAAGUUCACCUCGUUCGUCACCGCGCUGCCUCGCCCGUACAUCGGCGCUUCCAUCCUACUCGUCCUGCUCGCGUGCCUCAUCCCGGUCUACAUGGGCUCGCCUGCCUCGAUCGGCACGCCUGUGGCCGACGCCGUGGACGAGCCCUCGAACAUGGGCGUGAUGGUCGAGUCCGUCACCGCACUACCCCUCGAGCUGUCCACCGGGCCGGCGACUGGCUCAGGUGGCGGAGCAGAGUACGCCAUCGAGGAGGACCCGCUCCAGCCGAUCUACCGCAAGGUCGCGAGUCGACAACCGGCAGUAUGGGCGCUCCUG